UUUAACGUAGUAGCACUUGGGUUUUAGAUAGACAACGUAACCAAAACUGUUUCAUGUUCUGUCUGUUUUGUGUUCUCUUGGUUUUUGGGUUUUCUCAUAUUUUUUCUUUCUUUGCGGUGCAUUUCUAUUUUUCUCGGGCAAAAUCCUUCGUGGGCUUUCCGGGAAAGUUUUGUCAGAUUCGGGAAAAAAAUAAAAAAAAGGGAAGACAGAAAAAAAAAAAAUCCAGAGAACUACCUAACAGAUUCUGUGUUUAUCCUUAUAGAUUCUUUUGAUCACAAACCUUUUUCGUUUGAUCAUUUUCUUUAAAGAAAGGGAAUAAUCUCCAAGACUCAAUCUUUAGAUUUUCAAUUUGGGAGUUUUUGGUAAGUAAGACAUUGAAAAAAUCCUUGUGGGUAGAUUCAGUAUUUGCUUCGGCUCUGAUCUUCUCUUUGGGAUUCAUUCAAUCUUGUUGUUCCCAUCUCUAGAAAAUCUCCAGAUGCUGUAAACCAAAAAGAAAAUUUGAGUUCUUCUCUUUCUUCUUCAUCAUCAGCGAAUUAUCUCUUCAUUUUUCUGGGAAAGGUCUUUACUUUAUUUUGAGAUUCAUUAGGAAAUAGAAUCCGAUUUUCCUGGAUCGACAAAAAUCGGAUUCGAAAAAUCGAUCAAUUGUCUCUUUGACGAUGACGAGUAUGAAACCGUCGGCUUCGUUAGAUAGCUGGAGGGAAUAUUUCCGGCGAGGAGAUUCCGAUAUAUUUGGGAUCAUCGAUCACGCGAUCAUGGUGGCUGCUGCAGAUUGCCCAAACAAAUUCAAAUCGAGGAGAGACAAAAUCGCCGAGCUUUUGUUCUCGUGCAGAGUCAGCCGCUGCACCGGAUGCGACCACCUCGAGCUUUCGGUUCCCGGAGACGACGAGGCUAAUCGCGGCCGUGGAACCACCGGAACCGGUGACGGCGGCGACACGGCGGUUGACGGCGAUGAAGAUUAUGAGGUUGGUGGUAGUAAAGAGAGCAAAGCUAACAGUAGCAGAGGAGAUAAUAAUCACAUGGACGAGACGAAUUUGAAUAGCAAUCAGAUUGCUAGCAAUUAUACUUAUGACGAAGCUGAGGCCUUGAGUGAUGCGAUCGAAGAGUUUACUGUGAUUUCCAAGGAAGUUGGUAGGAUCAAAGAGAUCUUGCUCAACAAAGAAGACGAGCCACACUCGGUGAUACUCGAAUCUCUGAGAAAGCUUAAGUUGAUGUCUUUGAAUGUGGAUAUUCUUAAGAGUACUGAAAUCGGAAAGGCUGUUAAUGGCCUGAGGAAACAUGCUUCUGAUAAGAUUCGCCAACUUGCAAAGACUCUUAUCGCAGAGUGGAAGGAGCUGGUGGAUCAGUGGGUGAGCACCACAAAGGAAAUCACUGGCGCUGAAGGUACACCAGAGUCUGCAAACCCGUCAGUGGUUGAUGAAGAAGAAGCGUUUCCAUCGCUUCCAUAUGAUGUCGAUAUCUUUACACCGCAACCAGAUGUAUUUGAAAUGUCAAAUUUCUUUGAUUCCAUGGACUUUGAUGGAAACCCUCGUAACUCUGGGGAAUACAACACAAACACGAGCCGAGAACAUGAAAGAAGACCACUAAAUAUCGCCAAGAGAAGACCCGAGGGUACACAAACGAGGAUACAAGACGCUCCUUUUAGAUCUAUUAAGCCAUCAUCAGCUACUGAUUUUGAUGGGACUAGGAGACCUCUAAAGCAACAUACAGAACAAAGGAUGAAGAACGAGAUUGUAUCUGUUCACAAGUCUGAGAAACCUAUGAUCCAUAGGAAACCGCUUGUUACAGAACACAAGCGGAAAGCUCCCGGACCUCAACAAGAAAGACUCAAAGGUCUUGAUCCAGACGCAAAGUUUGAGUUUGCUAAGAGGAAACUUCAAGAGAGCUACCAACAACAUGAGAAUGCCAAGAAGCAACGAACAAUACAAGUACUUGAGACAAUCCCAAAGCAAGGUAGUGCUCAGAAACCGCAACUCAAGAGACCUGGUAUGAGCAACAGGAAUUGGGCAAACGGGCGAAAAUAGCUUCUUCGUUCUCUGUUUAUAAAGGUGAAUAACCAACUUUCGGCGAAAAACGUUAUUACAUACAUACCACAAGUAUCCUCAAUCUCUGGUGGAAAAAGGUAAAUCAUAUUCUACUUCCACAAAGCUGGAGACGGAAACAAGCAGAGGAGAACAGAUUCCACAACUUAACUUUACAUUUUGAACAAUCUGUUUACUCCUCUGUUCUGUUCUGUCUGGAUUCACCAAUACCAGCUGUUACUUUUCAUGUGUUACUACUACAUUCUUGAGACUUUCCGUACAGUCCCGGUUUAGUUUUAUCCGGUUUGGUCGGGUCAUGUUCGGUUUUGUGACCCAGUGAAUCUCACAUUGAGAAGAGAGAGAGAGAGGUCCCUUACAAUACAUACUUCUCUAUAUAAAAUUGUAAAAGAGGGUAAAAAAGCUUUUUCGAAUUGACCGGCUCUUCACCUAACUUUGUAUAGUGACGUGAAAUGGGUUGGGACACUAUAUAUAUAGAGAUAAUCACAAUUUUUUCCCAAAAUAAAUAAAAUCUAUUUAAUGA
Molecule: messenger RNA, 2559 nt
Organism: Eutrema salsugineum
Lineage: Eukaryota; Viridiplantae; Streptophyta; Magnoliopsida; Brassicales; Brassicaceae
Product: probable mediator of RNA polymerase II transcription subunit 26b
Exons: 8
Coding region: 657-2021 (454 amino acids)
Cellular component (GO): nucleus
Source: RefSeq, a predicted model, not a curated record